AUGACUGCAGCUGCAGCAGGUGCACAUGGUGCAACACCAAUAGGCUGCUGGGCACAGCCCAGCUUCUUUGAGGAGAAAACACAAGACACAGUCUGGAAUGUUCGUCGCGGGGAAGGAGCUUGUGCGGAGUCCAUCGGGGACGAGACAGGCAGCAGCGCUUGCGAACAGCGACAGCUCCCAGCCCGCACCGCCCUCACGCACAACUCUGCGCUGUCCCCGCUGGAGCUCGGCAGGGAGCGGGGAAGGAGCUUCUGCGGAGCAGCAAAGCGCAAGGUGCUCGCAGCAGCCGCUGCCUCCCGCACCCUGAAGCUGGCAGCAGGACCUGGCACGCAGGAGUUUGAGGACAGCCUCCGGGCCGCGUCACAGAAAGCUGCUCCAUGGUGUCUUGUGUUUGUGUGCAGAGCUUUGCCACCUGCCCGUGUCCGUGGGAGCUCGCUGGUGCCCACGCAGAAAGCCCAAGAACUACCCUCCCAGCCCCCUCGCCCUCCCCUUCAUCGGGCACCUCUACCUGAUGGACUUCAAAGAUCCUAUAAAGACGGUGCAGAAGAUAUCAUCUGCUCCAUCACCUUUGGCAACCGCUUUGACUAUCACGAUGAGGACUUCCAAAAGUUGCUGCAGCUGCUGGAGGAGACAGUGAGGCUGCAUGGGACUAUAGCGAGCCAGCUGUACCCAUCUUUCCCAACUGUGAUGAAAUUCUUGCCUGGAUCCCACCAAACCAUUUUAAAAAACUGGAAGGUGAUGAGAAGUUUUGUGGUGGAGAAGAUUGACAGACACAAGGAGGACUGGAACCCCUCGGAGAGCCGGGACUACAUUGACAGCUACCUGCAGGAGAUGGCCAAGCAGCUUUUUGUGAAGGGUGACAGCAGCAACAGCUUCCAGGAGGAAAACCUGGUGGCAUGCGUGCUGGACCUGCUGUUUGCCGGGACCGAGACCACUGCCACCAGUGGUCGUGGGCGGCUACACCAUACCCAAGGCAACCCCAGUGCUGAGGCUUCAGCUGGAGACUCCCAGCUGCCCAGGAAUGAUCCUGCAGGCCAGGCUGUGGAUUGUCAAGCUACAUCAAGCCUCUGCCCUGCCCAGAGUUCACUCCUGCUGAACGUGUCUGUGUGCCAGCUCAACAAAUCCCUCCAGUAUUUAGAAGGCUACAGAGCCUGGCAAGAUGCCAGACACACAUUCACUCCAAAGGCACAGUUCCUAGCUCAUGGUGCCUUGAUAGAAACUUGGUCCAGGAGAUAAAAAUGAUGCUGAGGAGGGAAAAAUGUGGUUCUAUAAUCAGCACACUUGCAAAUGGAGAAGAAGUAGGGAAAUCUGGCCAUGCACAUGGGUGUUGGACAGACAGUUGCAGUAGAUGUGGACUAUGGAUGUUCCUCAUGGAGAGGAGAGUGGGAGGUAAAA
Pogoniulus pusillus (Red-fronted tinkerbird) is the source of this 1395-nucleotide messenger RNA. RefSeq lists its product as uncharacterized. The record is from RefSeq and is a predicted model, not a curated record. Gene Ontology annotation, cellular component: intracellular membrane-bounded organelle; cytoplasm. Gene Ontology annotation, biological process: xenobiotic metabolic process. Gene Ontology annotation, molecular function: iron ion binding; heme binding; oxidoreductase activity, acting on paired donors, with incorporation or reduction of molecular oxygen, reduced flavin or flavoprotein as one donor, and incorporation of one atom of oxygen. The coding region runs from base 1 to 1236 and encodes 411 amino acids. The transcript has 7 exons. Lineage: Eukaryota; Metazoa; Chordata; Aves; Piciformes; Lybiidae.